Talaromyces proteolyticus is the source of this 1779-nucleotide messenger RNA. Its product is annotated as caspase domain-containing protein. The record is from RefSeq and is a predicted model, not a curated record. Gene Ontology annotation, molecular function: cysteine-type endopeptidase activity. Gene Ontology annotation, biological process: proteolysis. The coding region runs from base 245 to 1561 and encodes 438 amino acids. The transcript has 6 exons. NCBI's taxonomy places the organism in Eukaryota, Fungi, Ascomycota, Eurotiomycetes, Eurotiales, Trichocomaceae.
GCGGCAAACACUGCUAGCCUCAGGCUCCUCAGGCUCUCCGGCCUCCCAGGCAGUAAAUCACGGGCGACCACCCCACCCCGCGUCAAACUACUGACGGACGACACACUCGUGCUCUCAGCUUCUUAUUCCUGACUUCUCUCAGGCCCGGCUGCCACUGUCGCUUCAUCGAGAAAACCCGUCCUGGCCUAUUCUGACCCUUUCCUUUUCUUUUCCACACAGUCAGGUUACAACUUGUCUACGCGCCAUGUCCUACUACCCGCCUCCAGGCCCGCCCCAGUAUGGCGGGUAUCCGCCGCAAGCUCAGUAUCCGCCUCAAAACAACUACGGUCAUCCUCCGCCACAAGGGUACCCUCCCCCGCAGAACUAUGGUGGCUACCCAGGCCAGGGUCAGCAACACUACCAUUCUCCUCCGGCUCCCAACGGGGGAUAUGGCUAUCAUCACACUCCCUCGCCCCAGCCGUACAAUGGCGGGUACGAUCGACCACCCCCUCAAGCGCCUGGGUAUGGCGGCCCGCCUCCAUCACACUCUCCUCAUCCGUCUCAUGGCCCUGGAUAUGGACGACAAGCUCAUCCGUCUGGAUACGGCCAGCCCCCUCCUCCACCCACCGGGGGGGUUUCUUUCGGCCAUGGCGCUCCUCAAGGAUAUCAAUUUCAAUACUCCAAAUGUACCGGUAGAAGGAAAGCCCUGUUAAUCGGAAUUAAUUAUUUCAACCAGAAGGGCCAGUUGCGUGGAUGCAUCAAUGAUGUGAAGAACAUGUCAUCCUAUUUGAACCAGAGCUUUGGCUAUGCUCGAGAAGACAUGGUCCUUCUCACAGAUGACCAACAAAACCCAAUGAGUCAACCGACAAAGGCCAACAUUCUCCGAGCAAUGCACUGGUUAGUCAAGGAUGCUGAACCAAACGACUCUCUGUUCUUCCACUAUUCUGGACAUGGCGGCCAAACACCUGAUUUAGAUGGAGACGAAGAUGAUGGCUAUGACGAGGUCAUCUACCCCGUUGAUUUCCGAUCGGCUGGACACAUCGUGGACGACGAAAUGCACCGUAUCAUGGUUCAACCUCUCAGACCCGGCGUUCGACUGACUGCUAUUUUUGACUCCUGCCACUCUGGCUCAGCUUUGGACCUUCCGUAUAUCUACUCCACCCAAGGAGUGCUCAAGGAGCCCAACCUUGCCAAGGAAGCUGGUCAAGGCUUGCUUGGUGUUGUAUCGGCCUAUGCUCGUGGGGACAUGGGCGGUAUGAUGUCGACUGCAAUGGGCUUCCUCAAGAAAGCAACCAACGGCAACGAGGCUUAUGAAAAGACUCGACAAACCAAAACCAGCCCCGCCGAUGUCAUCAUGUGGUCCGGAAGCAAAGACGAGCAGACUAGUCAAGAUGCAACCAUCAAUGGACAGGCUACUGGCGCCAUGUCGUGGGCCUUCAUCAAUGCUCUCAAGAAGAACCCUCACCAAAGCUACGUACAACUACUGAACAGCAUCCGUGAGGAACUUGCUACAAAGUAUACCCAGAAGCCUCAAUUGAGCUGCAGCCACCCAAUUGACACCAACAUUCUCUAUGUUAUGUAAAUAUGCUUGUUACGAGACAAAAAGCACUCCUUAAACUUGCUAGUGUGUUUAGUUCUGAUGAUACCGGUCUGUGUUAUGAUUAUGGGAUUUCCUUUGACCGAGUUUGGAUCCUGACGUUUUGCAUCAAUGGUACUUCUUUUUUCCUUUCUUUAAUUAAGUUCUGUUUAGUAUGCAAUUAAGUUAGGGACCUGGGGCAAAGGGUAGUGGUAAAUUAUGAU